Symbiodinium sp. CCMP2456 is the source of this 4135-nucleotide messenger RNA. NCBI's taxonomy places the organism in Eukaryota, Dinophyceae, Suessiales, Symbiodiniaceae. The record is from the annotation of a GenBank genome assembly.
AUGCAGGAGGGUGGCAGGUCCGAGGUGCUCGUGAGCAACGUGAACGACUGUAACUCGGCGAAAGUGUGCCUGGAUUUGUUACAGCAAUAUGUCAGCCAAGGUGAACGAGAUGGUGCCAACCUCAAAGCGGCGCUACAGAAGCUGGGUGUUGCGGACGAUGAGAUGCAUGGAGACGAUCAUUGUGAAUGGGCGGGGAUCUAUUGCGUGGAGAGCGGGCAUUGUGUGGAAUUCGUCGAGUUGCGGAACACGAAUUUGACAGGCCGGCUAUCUGUGGAGCUCGGCAAGUUGACCAGACUUACCCACAUGUGGCUCGGUGAGAACCCGCAACUGUCUGGCAAUCUCGGGACCUUGAGCGCCCUUGCGGAUCUCGUUUUGCUGGAUCUGCGGAACACGAAGGUCACAGGAGAGAUAAACGCUUUGAAGAAUUCGAGGAAGCUGCAACGUGUGAAUCUAUUCCAUACGAAGGUUUACGGGAAGCUGGAGGCUCUCUCAAAUCUGGUGGAACUCAAGGAGCUGGACCUAUCCAGGACAGGAAUCACAGGCCGCUUCGAAAUUCUGAAGAACUUCGACCAUAUGACAAAGAUAAUGCUAGCGGAGACGCAGACCAGUGGUCAGCUGAAAGAACUGACAGAUCUUCGCGAAUUGAGUCACCUGGAUCUGUCCAAAACGAACACCACCGGAGCCAUUGAGGAUCUCUUGGGCUGGAAACAUCUGAGAGAGGUCUCGCUGCGAAAUACAGGGGUGACCGGACGCCUGUCUGCCAAAUGGCUCGGAAUGCUUAAAGAGCUGAGCGCUCUGGAUUUGGCAGUCCGACACCCAGGCCGGUUUCGUGCCGAUGACAGAGGAUGUACCGGAUCUUUGAAGCCGGAGGUCUCUGGAUGUCCGCUGAAUGCCAUGGUGGAGGAUUUCGUUUGGUCUCUUGCUCAAUCAGAUCGUCUUGCAAAAGUGACAGCCGCUCGGUGUAACCUGACCGGCACGCUGCCUUACUUUGAUGAGCAUGCACUAUCAGUUUCUCUCCAGACGCUGGACUUGUCCGAGAAUCGGAUCACUUAUGUCCAGGGGCUAGUUGCCGGGGGCCUUCUUUCCCUUGCGAACAAUCCCAGCAUUUCCUUCGCGCCUGGCGUCCUCGCCAACGCCAUCCACCGAAUGGUCAGGAUUGACCUGAGAGGAGUACGUGUUACGGAGGCGCAGGUCGACAACGAAACCACGAAGCUGUUGGCAAAACUUCGUGGAGAGACGCUGGUCCAGAUCGACAACGGGCGGCUUCAGUGCCACAAGCUGAGCGGCACUGUGCUGGACGUCACUCCGGGUCGCUUCUUGUCCGACCAGUUUUGCAGCCCCUCUCCAGGGCAUGCGCGCCUCGCGGCCACGGACGUGACGGGUCAUCAGUGCUUCUUUCCGGCUAAAGAGCGAUGCAACUCGACGAACAGCAGGAGCGAAUGGAAACAGCUUGGCUGCGCCGAAGGCUACGAGGGCGUUCUUUGCAGCAUUUGCGGGGAUGGUUUCCGAAGCAGCGCCGGCCGCUGCAAGAGGUGCACGGAAGACCUUGAGCAACUGCGUCGGUGGCUUGCCGGAGCUGCGCUGCUGGUUGCGUUGGUUGCUGCAGGUCUAUAUGUUUCCUGGCGGAACUGGUCCAAGCGGCUCCCGGAAUCGCAGGAGCCAAAACCGAUGGAUGCCCUGAUCCCGCUGCUGCUUGGGCAGGGCCCCGUCCUGUUGCAGUUCGUGCAGCUCUGGGCACUUCUUGCAGCCCUUGGCCCUACGAAGACGGCUUAUGAGGCGGAUGAGCAGCUCGUGCAGGAGGAGCUGUCCCGUUGGUUGGAGCUGACAGCAGCCGGCAUUGCUGACGGGAUUAGCGUGCAGUGUAUCUACGGCAGGCUGGCGGUGAGCUUCAGCGCCUUUGCAUCGCCGAGCCUGCCACUGUGCUUGCUGAUGCUUUGCCUUCUCGUGGAAGUCCUGGAUUGGAGUGGAAAAGCAUUUUGGCGUGGCAGAGGGCUUGGCGUGGACUUGGCAUUGAAGGUGCUGUUGUUUCUAUUCAUUGGUGGCGCGGCGAGCUGUGAGAAGCUUCUGCGGUGCCAGGAUGUUGAUGCAGGCGGUGAAGAAUUAGGCGGUUACGCAUACCGCUAUGCGCUGCCACAUCUGAGGUGCUCAGACUUUACUAGUGACCAAGCCGUCUGGGCAGCUUAUGUGGGAUAUGGCUCUGCCGUCGCAUACGGCCUUCUCGUCCCAAGUUUCCUGAUCUACCUCAUCGUGAAGCAGAACGUAGCCCUGGCUCCGAAUCGGCGCUGCGUGUCCUGGGCCGAAGUAGAUGAGCACGAAAAGGUGACGGUGCGCGCCAGCCUCCUCGAGUUUGCGAGGAAGGAUGGCAAGACGGACGAGGAAGGAUCCCAUUUGCAGACCGGGCCUUUUGCAAUGAGUUCGGGAUCCUCGACAGGCUUCGGGAAUGAGGGAGCAACGAACCUUGUAGCUGGAACAGGUGUAGGCUACCACCAUUGCGUUCGAGAAUCCAGUUUUGACUGGCCGUGCACUGGUGGGCCACGACUCACCCAGUUGAUGAGUCCACUAGAGUCGAGAUCAGUGAGUCUUGCGUUCGUUUGCAAUCUGGAAGACAACGGCCUCGAUUUGUUGGCCUUCGGAUCCCUGGGCAAGUUUGCUGAAACCAGCUUGAUGCUCCAGCCACGAGUUCUUUGCAGUGGAAUCUGCAUCUGCAAAGCACUCGCGCAAGGAUUGAUUAGAGUGAAGUUAACGCGUUCGAAAGCAGGGAAGUUUCACAACAGGUUUGCACAAGGAGCAAGCCCCGGCCACCUGCAGAGCACCGUUCCGUACCACGCACAGGACAGCCAGCGGCAGAAGAAGAUAGUUUCCGACAACCUGUUGGCGGCAGCCAUCGCCUACAGCGCCGUCUUCCUCGGUGGGCACAGGGUGCACAUAGUGCAGGAUGACAAAGCCGAAUCUCUGUCGCUUGGGCAGCAUCGAUGUUGGAAGGAGCGAGCAUCGACGAAGGAAGGGCUGACGGUUUGGAAUUUGAUGCCACCUGGCUGCGGUCAAGUAGGCUCUUCUUUUGUGCAGCCCCCAAUCUCUCAAUGUUAUCCCAUGCACGGCCAAUUUGCUAGGAUGCUUGCGGAGCACGAGAUGCUGGAAGAGAAAGCUCAGUCCGACAGGAUUCUGGCCGGUGCCAAGACGAUCUUCUUCAAAUACGCCGCGUGCGAGGACGUCUGGGUAGAAGCAUUACUCAAAGUGGUUGCCGUUGCUUUGGUCACGACUGUUUCCGUGAAAUCCUUGCUGCUGACCCUUUUCAUCACCGUUGGUAUGGCCAUUCUCCUUGGUGCGCAAAAGCCAUAUCAGCAGCGUCAGGUGAAUGAUCUGCAGAGCGGCUGCUUUCUUUGCUUGUCCGUGGCAGCCGUGAGCUUGAAGAAGGGCAGCUUUCAGAUCGCUCGAUCUGUGCUGGUCAUACCCUUCCUCGCGGCUUGCGUGCAGAUGCUGCGACCAGGGACCUCGGAACUUUCCGGAGGCAGCUUUGGACGUGCCCCUCUCGAACACGAUUCUCGACUACCUGGGCACGGUCCGCGCUUGGAGGCCUACUACGACCUCCCGGCGAUUUUCUCCUUCUUCUCUGGCAAGUUCCUCGACUUUGUGAACAGUUUUUCCUUUGCUUUGCAGCAAGUGAUCUUCAAGAUGGACGAGCGGAGCAGUGUACCCGCUUGGGAUGGUUCGGCCCGGAGCUGGCGACGCUACACGAGAGAAGUUGCCUGGUAUGUCCAAGGCACACCAGUGCACAAGCGCAGACAUUGCGCGUCGAAGCUCUUGAGCCGACUAUCCGGCCCUGCACGGACCUUGGCAAUGAGUUGGAAUCGCAUGUCCUUCGACCAGCCAGGAGGGACGAAGCACUACCUACAGAAGCUUGCGGCUUCACCCCUUGUCCGCAAAACUUUGCCCAACGCAGCCGCUAUAUGCUCCCAAUACUUUUCCUUCCAAAGGAAACCGGGUGAAAAUAUCUCCAGCUUCCUCGUUCGCGAGUCCCUCGUGCACGAGGAAUUCAGCGAAGCCAUCAUCCGCCUCCACGAGGACAAGCUUGGGGUGAGCCAGGAGAAGCGCGACUUUGGCCUCCCUUCGGAGGAUGCUGAGGAUUGGUCUUCUG